Molecule: messenger RNA, 1818 nt
Organism: Apis florea (little honeybee)
Lineage: Eukaryota; Metazoa; Arthropoda; Insecta; Hymenoptera; Apidae
Molecular function (GO): protein binding
Source: RefSeq, a predicted model, not a curated record
AUUUCUACUUUUUGUGAAAGUAAUGUUUGUACAAGAAUAACAAUUAUAUAUUUUAUGUUAAUAAAAAUCGUUUUAGCAGAGAAAAAUCGUGUUUAUGGUUCAGCUGUCAGUAGAAGGCGGCCAUUUUACGUCAGCUGAGAAGGUCGGUGACGACACACGACGAGUGAAAUAUCUUCGCAUAGCGUUGCAACUUCAGGGAAUGUGUCGCAAAGAACCUCACCUUCAAAGCUAUUUCCAAGUGCCAUACCGUAUGCUUGUCAUGGCGGCGAGGAGGACGAGCAAUAAAAAUGGCCGGAAGAUACAAGGGGCAGUGGGGAGGGAUAGUAAGGCCGAAUAGAAGGCAGCGGUCCACGCGUUCUCAGCAGCCUAUCCUAGAUUUAUUUCCGUGGAUGUUGCGCAAUAAUAUGCUGCGUUGUUAGCUCACUGAAUGCUACCCCUCGUUUGGUUUCGAAGAGGUGCCAAGGGCUAUUUAAAACGCGCUUCUUGCGUAGGUCGCCAUCUUUAUAAUAUAGAUGCAGGUGCACCAAACAAUGUACAAGCCUUGGACUUAUCGGAUAAUGUGAUAUCAUUAAUAAAUAAUUUUGAAUUAGAGAAUGCUGAACUGACGAAGUUACGAUAUCUUAAUCUUUCCAAGAAUGCAAUCAGUGAAAUUAGUUUGAAUGCUUUUGAUGGUCUUACAAGUUUAACAGUCUUAGACUUAUCGAAAAAUCGACUUCAUUAUAUUUUAGAUGAAAUUUUUGAAAAAAAUGAGAAUUUACGAAUUUUGAAAUUGUCAAAUAAUAAUUUCAAAUCACAUAUACCAAAAUUGAGAUCCUUUUCGUUAAUGGAAUUAAGUUUGGAUUCAUGUCAGAUCAGUCAUUUACCACUGGACACAUUCAAUGGACUCACACACAUUCGUCGUCUCGAUCUUUCAAACAAUUUGAUGAUUCAGAUGAGCAACACUAUUGUGCAAACAUUGCAUUUUUUGAAGAAAUUAUCAUUAGAAGGAAAUCCAUGGUCUUGCAACAAUGUUAUACAUGAUUUACAAGUAUAUCUCAAAUAUAAGAAUAUUGAAUUCAAUGAAAUUUGUGGUAAGAAAAAUAAUCCUCAGAAAUUUGAGAAAAUGAUCCUUCUUCCUGUAACAAGAUCGCGCAAUUAUCAUCAUUCGGCAAUUAUGAAUACAUCUACUAAAAAAAUUAAAUCGAUAACAAAAUAUAAUACACCAAGUAUAUUAAACAAUAAAAAUUUGUCGAUAUGCGAACAAAUGAUAAAUCAAACACAUAUUAUUAAUUCAACGAAUAAAUUUGUAUCAUAUUGGUUUCUCUGCCUUGGUUUUAUAGCUGGUAUUUCAAGUGGAUUAGUUAUUUCUUAUAUUUGGUUAUCAAGAAAACAUUCUCAUAAUCCAAGAUACUGGUAUCAUAGACAAUUUCACGACGAUUUAGUCUCUCAAAGAAUGUCUUUGUUAAAUUCGUUCUUACAAGGACGCAUGGAUAGUAACGGAAGCUUGAUAGAAUCUUGUCCAGGUACUCCUCCACCGCCAUAUCGGGAUGUUAUAUUACGACCUACUCUUUAUCGCUAUCCAUCAAUAGUUUCAAAUUUAAAUAAUAAUGAUACCGGAUAUAGAGAAAGAUAUACAUAAUUUCAUGAGGUAACUCAUUGUUAUGAGUGCAACAAAAUGUUGCAACGUAAUUUAUUAAGCGACGAAAUUCUAACUUUUGUAUAUGUUAUUUUUCAUGUAUUAUGAAUUUUAGAUCAAUAAUAUCAAUAACAAUAAUCAAAUUAACAGAUUAUAUAUAUAUCGAGAAAACAAUUUGGAUAAAAAUAAAUUUAAUAAAUUAA